Molecule: messenger RNA, 724 nt
Organism: Rubroshorea leprosula
Lineage: Eukaryota; Viridiplantae; Streptophyta; Magnoliopsida; Malvales; Dipterocarpaceae
Source: the annotation of a GenBank genome assembly
GUUAUCAAUCUGACAGCCUUUCGAUGCAGGUAUACCUCAAAGAUGCUUCUGGCUGCAAUAAAUGAGCACUGUCAAGGAACUUAUGAUUUCAUUUAUUUGCCAAUUGACUUCAAGGCAAAAUAAAUGCAACGUGGGCUAUGCAUUCAUCAACAUGAUUGAUCCAAAACAGAUUAUUCCAUUCCAUAAGGCAUUCAAUGGCAAAAAAUGGAAAAAGUUCAACAGUAAAAAAGUGGCAUUGCUUGCAUAUGCUAGGAUUCAAGGAAAAGCUGCUCUUAUCGCCCCUUUCCAGAACUCAAGCUUGAUGAAUGAAGAUAAACAAUGCCGUCCUAUUUUUUUUCAUACUGAUGGUUCAAAUGCUGGUGAUCAAGAGCCCUUUCCCAUGGGUACUAACAUUCAAUCAAAACCCAGAAAGCCUCAAACAACCAGCCGUGAGAACAAUCGCCAAGUUAGCUCCUCGACUUCAGCAAAAGGGGAGGAAGCUUCCAAUGGGGUAGAACCUUGGUCAGGUUAUCCCAAGUAUUCUAGCUGAGCUGUCUGCUUUACCAAGCAGUAAUUGUGGAAGAGUAGUUUUGAUAAUCCAAAUGCAUUUUGUAACUCUAGUUUCUUGACCAUUUCAUCUGUUUCUAGGAAAAUUUUUGUAUGAAUGGCCGAUAUGAGCAUAGAGAACAGCUUAAAAAUGUUCCCGAGUCUAUGCAUGACUCCAAGGAUCCCUGUUGUUCUCAGU